Camelina sativa (false flax) is the source of this 1391-nucleotide messenger RNA. Its product is annotated as peroxisomal adenine nucleotide carrier 1. Lineage: Eukaryota; Viridiplantae; Streptophyta; Magnoliopsida; Brassicales; Brassicaceae. Gene Ontology annotation, cellular component: peroxisomal membrane. Gene Ontology annotation, biological process: ADP transport; ATP transport; fatty acid beta-oxidation. The record is from RefSeq and is a predicted model, not a curated record. Gene Ontology annotation, molecular function: ATP transmembrane transporter activity; ADP transmembrane transporter activity.
GUUUAAACUCCCGAGGCGAGGCAUAAUCAUAUAUGAUCGCUUACGCUACCUACCCAAUUCUGAAACUCUCUCUCUAUCUUGUUCGUCGCUGUACCAGAUCGGAGAGAUGGGUGUCGAUUUGGAAUCUGUGUCGGAAGCAACCUCCGGAGCCAUUGGGUCGCUUCUGAGCACAACGAUCUUGUAUCCACUUGAUACAUGCAAAUCAAAGUUUCAAGCCGAGGUUCGAGCUCGAGGUCAGCAAAAAUACAGAUAUCUUUCAGAUGUUAUGUGGGAGGCAAUAUCUAAAGGACAAGUCUUUUCGCUGUAUCAAGGCCUUGGUACCAAGAAUUUUCAGUCUUUCAUUUCUCAGUUCAUCUACUUUUAUAGCUAUAGCUAUUUCAAGAGGGUUCAUAGUGAAAGGACUGGUUCUAAAUCAAUUGGAACCAAGGCGAACUUGCUCAUUGCUGCUGCUGCUGGGGCUUGUACUUCUCUCUUAAUUCAGCCUCUAGACACAGCUUCAUCAAGGAUGCAGACGAGUGAGUUUGGGGAAUCAAAAGGGUUGUGGAAGACCUUAACAGAGGGUACAUGGGGAGAUGCAUUUGAUGGCCUAGGGAUCUCUCUUUUAUUGACUUCUAAUCCUGCAAUUCAGUAUACAGUGUUCGAUCAGCUCAAACAGCACCUUCUUAAGCAGAAGAACGCAAAAGCCGAGAAUGGUUCUACUUCUUCUCCGGUAGUGCUCUCUGCCUUUAUGGCAUUUGUGUUAGGUGCGGUCUCCAAAAGUGUUGCCACCGUGCUCACAUAUCCAGCAAUCAGGUGCAAGGUGAUGAUUCAAGCUGCGGAUAACUCUCAGGAAAACGAAACUAAGAAGCCCAUAAGAAGAACAAGGAAAACAAUUUCAGGGGUUGUCUAUGAUAUAUGGAGAAAAGAAGGGAUGUUAGGGUUUUUUAAGGGCUUGCAGGCUCAGAUCCUGAAGACUGUCUUGAGCUCAGCAUUGCUAUUGAUGAUCAAGGAGAAAAUCACUGCAACGACAUGGAUUCUCAUUCUAGCUAUCCGUAGAAGUCUGUUUCUCACUAAAGGUAAAUUGAAAAGUCCUUGAGACUCUGCAAAAUCUGUUUGCCACCAACCACCAAAGCUUCUAGGCAAAGGAAGGACAAGCUUGCAAGUAUGUAUGAUUGGCACUGGGAAAGAUCUCGAUUUAUCACCUAUCAGUACAUGAAAAUAUUCUAAUACAAACAUUCUUUUUUUUUUUCUGGGAUGAAUAAAUGAAGCAAAGAAUUGGAAUAGUGAAGACUUGUAGUCUUUUGCUUCUUUGUAUUUAGAUGAUUGAAUGAUCCACAUGAGAUAUGAAGAUAUUGGUUGUAGCCGGAUUGUGUACUGAGAGCUUUGAUUAGUUUAAUGAUCAUUGUGAGAUA